UCUCACAAUUACAUAAUAACUCCUGGUUUUUUCUUUCAUCAAUUGAUUAUUGGCUCAGCUGGUAGUUUUAUUCUUUUUCCCUUUGCUGCAUUUUGAAGGUAUAAGUUUUUAAUCAACCAGACCAAAGCACCUGACAACAUCUAUCUGGAUAGAGGAGUAUUUGGUCGACUGACAAUCAACGCCAACCAAUUCCCUGAACUGAACCUGGGCCUUGUUUUGGCUGCAACACAUCCCACAAAAUUAUCAUAGACAUAAAAAAGGCAUUAGUUGUCGGGGUGCAGUAAAGAGCUCUUCAAAAUGUCCAAUACGCUGAAAAGCAUCAUUGUUAAGCCCAUUUUCCUCAGGAUGAAAGGUAAUAAUUUAAUUCUCUAGUUGAUGUUUUGUAUUGUGGAAUAUUACAUGUUUUUGGCAGUGUUUAAAUCUACGUGCCACUAAUUUCUAACGCUUAUAACACAAAGCAGAUCUUGUUCUAAAACUGAGCAUCUCCUGGGAGAUUUUAGUUUUGGAAUUACAUGUGCUGAGUUUAUUCUGCUUGCCUAUUAAAUUUACAGCCUUUUGGCUUUAAAUUUGUUGAAUGUUUAUCUCUACAAUUAAGAAAUUAGGAAGCUUUGGAGAAAACUCCCAGCGGUGGCUUCGCGGUGGGCAUCUAUUGUUUUUUUUUUAUUCUGCUUGGACCUAAGCACAAUUUUUAGUGUUUUUAUUUAAUAAUCGAGACUUCCUGAAGUUUCUCUCGUAAUUUGAGCAGGUGUUUGCCUAGGACUUGAUUCGUUCUUCAACGUGAUUAGUAAAAAUAUAAGUUUGCAUUUUCUAAGGCAUUAUCGUCAAACUUCAAAAUUAGCAUACAGGUAUGACAAGACCUCAUCGAUAAAGUGGAUCAUGUUUCCUAAUUUAGAAAGUUAAGUUGUCAACAAUAUUUCUGAGUUACACUGGUUCCAAUUUAGGAGCAGAACACGGAAACUGAAAGUCAUUCUUGGUACCGCUUUCCUCAUGAAGUUUAGAAGCUGCUCAUGGCGGAAAGUGACCCCUGUUCUCAGUCUCCUAAUUUAUCACACUCUUGGCGUGUAUUAUUUAUUUUCCUUAAUGCUAUCUCGGGCGUGAUUGCCCUCGGUGGAAACUCGGUCAUACUGUUGUCCAUUUAUAAAGUGCGUUCUCUUAGAUCAAGACCUUCUAAUAUCUUCCUUGCGUCUUUGGCUUCUUCAGAUGCGUUGGUGGGCCUGUUGGUGUACCCGACAUACAUCGUCUUAACAGCAAAAAAUUUAUGGUUCGGCCGCAAUGUGGUGUACAGGAUGGAAAACUUUUUGUGGAUUCAGAGUUUGGCAACAUCCACUUUCACGCUGUGUGCCAUAAGCGUCGAUAGACUGAUUGCAGUCACACUUGCAAUUCGUUACGGAAGCAUAGUGACCAAAGGCCGUUGUUGGUAUGUUGUCUUCUCAAUUUGGAUCUCUUCCAUAUUGUUUGCAUGCUCGGCUAUAUUUGAUCACAGCAUUGACAACCAGUCCAUUCUGUGGAUAACGUGCCUUGGCUUGACUUUCGUGCUGCCGUUCGCAAUCAUUACUUAUUGUUACGCUCUCAUAUUUCGAGCUGCUAACGAACAAAAAAAAAAGGUCAGUCAUCUCAAUCCGGCUGAGGCAACCGAAAUGCUUAAAAACAAGAAAGCGGCGUGGACUGCGGGAAUAGUAAUAGGGAUUUUUUUCAUUACGUUUUUUCCAAACGUAGUGUUUUCAUCUAUAGAUGUAGCUACCAAGAAUCCAUGUGAGAAGAAUAAGGUUUACCGACACUGGUUGUGGGGAAUUUUUUUGGCUUUCAGUAGUUCAGCUUGGAAUCCUUUCGUGUAUGCCGCGAGAAUUAGAGAAUUCAAGCAGGCGUUUAAAAAAAUUGUCAUUUAA
Molecule: messenger RNA, 1886 nt
Organism: Pocillopora meandrina
Lineage: Eukaryota; Metazoa; Cnidaria; Anthozoa; Scleractinia; Pocilloporidae
Source: the annotation of a GenBank genome assembly